Molecule: messenger RNA, 2276 nt
Organism: Varanus komodoensis (Komodo dragon)
Lineage: Eukaryota; Metazoa; Chordata; Lepidosauria; Squamata; Varanidae
Gene: TRIP4
Product: thyroid hormone receptor interactor 4
Exons: 11
Coding region: 586-2064 (492 amino acids)
Biological process (GO): positive regulation of DNA-templated transcription
Cellular component (GO): nucleus
Molecular function (GO): transcription coactivator activity; zinc ion binding
Source: RefSeq, a predicted model, not a curated record
UGCCAGAAUGUCACUUCUUGCAGCACUGGGCCUCUCCCUGCCUCCUAAGCUCAUUCCCUGAGGCUGUUCUUACAACCUCGGAGAAACAGCCAGCAACGUUCUUUCCCUACCAGCUGCAAGGGUGGGGAGGGGGAUCAAAACGCAGACCUCACAGUCCAAGGUCAGGACUCUUUCCUGACCCCAGAUUUGGGAAUCCAGAAAGUCCCUUGCCCUCUAGGUGCUGUCUCAUGCCCAUAGGAUCACUCUACUCAUUUAUUCCCUCACUCAUUUUAGGGCAAAGCCUUGCAAGGCAGCUUGCAAAGGAUUAUGAGCUUCAUUGUACUAAGCAGGGAUAUGAUGUAUCUAAAUGGUAAUGAGUAUGAUUCACUUUCAGUCAAGAUUCCCAGUUAAAUUGGCUUUAUCCAGCCACCUGUUGUCCGUGCCCUCUCCAAAAUAGUUCUCUGCCCUUAGGCCUUCCCUGACCUGUUCAACUUGCUUUACCAAUAGGACUGUGCAGCUUCCAAGCCUUUCUGUUUCAGACAGGUUUCAACUGUCCCCAGUCUGGGGUCCUACAGUUCCUGUUAUCCCCAGCCAGCAGGUCUGGAAAUGAUGGGAGUUACAGUCAGCUCCUCUGGAGGUGCCAGGCUGGUCUUCACUCUGUCCUCUAAAGCUGUUCACGUCUGUAUGACAGGCUGUCCUUCGGCAGUUUCAUGGGAGAAUGAUGCAAGCACAGUGGCUCAGGAGAUAAGCGGCAGCAGCAGUUGCUCCUCCAAGAAGAAGGCAAAGUAUGUCAACUUGUACGCAAAGGAAGGCCAAGACAAACUGGCGGUCAUGCUGCCAGGGCGCCACCCUUGCGAGUGCUUGGCCCAGAAACACAAGCUCAUCAACAACUGUUUGACAUGUGGGCGCAUCGUCUGCGAGCAGGAGGGCUCUGGGCCUUGCCUCUUCUGCGAGACUCUGGUAUGCACGAAAGAAGAGCAAGAUGUCUUGCAACGCGAUUCCAACAAGAGCCAGAAGCUGCUGAAGAAGCUCCUGGCAGGCACGGAGAACAGCGGCAAACUGGAUAUGAGUGGCAAGGACCUGCUGCCCCGUCAAGAGGCUCGACUCAAGGCAGGGCUGGAGGCAGCGGUGAAACACAAAAACAAACUGCUGGAAUAUGACAAGACAAGUGUGCGCCGCACCCAGGUGAUCGAUGAUGAGUCGGACUACUUCGCCACCGACUCCAACCAGUGGCUCUCAAAGCAGGAGAGGGACGUGCUGGAGAAGAGGGAGAAGGAGCUGCGUGAGCUGAGGCACGCGUCGCGGCUCUCCAGGAGCAUCACCAUCGACUUUGCAGGGCGACAGAUCCUGGAGGAGCAGGGCAGCAUGGACAGAUACCACCGCAGAUUGGAUGAAACAGUUGAAGCUAUUCACAGUGGGACCUUGACCAAGCCGAAGCAGAGCCCUGGUGGGAAACCUGAAGAAUCUGCAGUCCUUGUGAAUCCAAACCUCCUCCAGCCAGCCCCGGUGUGGGUGGACCAGACUGGUUUGCUCCCACGCAGGAAAACAGGGUGCACUGUAGAGACUGGGAGUGAGACAGACACGGAAAGGAGCCGCUUACGGAUUCAGGACCGAGAAAUACAAGAGAUCUCCGAUGAUGGCUGGUGCCUGAGCAUGCAUCAGCCUUGGGCCUCUUUGCUAGUCAAAGGGAUCAAACGGGUGGAAGGCAGGACUUGGUACACGUCACACAGGGGUCGACUGUGGAUAGCAGCGACAGCAAAGAAGCCGUCCCCCCAGGAAAUCUGUGAGCUGGAGGCUACCUACAGAGUCCUGCUGCAGAAGGAGUUGGAAUUUCCCAAUGAUUAUCCCUCUGGAUGCCUCCUUGGCCAUGUGGACCUGAUCGACUGCUUGUCACAAGAGCAAUUUCGAGAGCAGUAUCCGCAACUGAGCCAAGAGUCAGCUUCUCCAUUCGUCUUUAUCUGUUCGAACGCCCAGGAGAUGAUAGUUAAGUUUCCUGUCAAAGGCAGACACAAAAUCUGGAAGCUGGAUUCAAAGAUUCACCAGGGAGCAAAGAAGGGGUUCAUGAGGCAGAAAGCCGCCGCGUGAGCUGCUGGGCACCGUCACCCACUCCUGUCACCCACCGCUCCUGGCGGAAGAGCGGAUUGCGACCGGGCCGCUGAAACCCACGGAGUGGAAGCCCUGGCGAUGCUGCGGAGGGAGCAGGAGGUGCUGUGGGAAUGCAGGCCCUGGCAAGACGGGGUGGGAGGCGGAAGGGAAGUUGCAAAUUGGGUGCAUAAAUGCUAUACUCAAAACUGAAA